Molecule: messenger RNA, 2065 nt
Organism: Asparagus officinalis (garden asparagus)
Lineage: Eukaryota; Viridiplantae; Streptophyta; Magnoliopsida; Asparagales; Asparagaceae
Exons: 2
Coding region: 232-669 (145 amino acids)
Source: RefSeq, a predicted model, not a curated record
GCAGCAGAGUGCCGGGUCAAGCUUGGGAGAGGAGUGAAGGGAGGAGAGAGAAAAUUUCUAUUUUUAAUUCUUCUUCUAUUUUUUUGGAGGAAAAAUUAUAAAUAGAAAAGUGGGGAGGAAUUCGAUCGCUCUCCUCAGUUACUUUGUUUCUUCAACUGCAAUCGCUCUUCUCAUAGCUGGGGAUUCUGUUUGGUAAUAAUAGCUGCCGGCAUCAGAAGCAAUUGAAGCACAAUGGAGGUAUAUGGAAGUUCCAUGGUUGUCGAGAACAGCAAUGUGAUUUUUUUGUCCACUAUACUGAACAAGGAAGGGCCAAUCCAUUAUCACAAAUGUGACAUUAGAUGCCAAAAUGAACACAUUUUUGGGAAUAUGUACCAAUGCAAACUCACAGGCAUUACACAUAUAUGUGAUAAAAAUUGUAACCAGAGAAUUUUAUAUGACAAUCAUAGCUCUCUUUGCAGAGUGAGUGGCCAGAUUUUCCCUCUCUCGCCAGAUGAAGAGCAGGCGGUGAGAGGACUUCGAAGGAAGCUCGAAGUAGAGAGUUCAGGUUCUGAUGGCUGCGCUCCUAAGCGCAGGCGGGGUGCUCAACUGCAUCCUUCUCCUUUUGAGAGGUCUUUUUCUGCUGUUUCUCCAAUCUGCAGCCCAAUUGGAGAUGGCAUGGACAUGAACUAGUGUUCAAGUUCCCCUCAUUUCUAGUUCCUUCAUUUUCACCCCUAUUUGCUCUCUUCCAUGGUAAAUGGAAUGAACAAGUACUAUAUUAAGACUUGAAGUGAGCCUAGCAUGCUCCAGAGAUGUAGGUUGUUUGGGACAAUAUUCAUGUAAUAUCUUACUUCUUAGGGACUUACGGAACAUUGGUAAACUUGUCUUUCGAUCUUAUUUGGGAUCGUCACCAAGUUCUCUGUCAAUUUAGUUGUGUUGAUUUAAUAAUUGCUUCUUUCCUAGAUUAUUAGUUGAUGUUGGGAGAAAUUUAGUCUUUAGCUUAUAGUUCAAGUCUUGACUAUUAUUGUUGGAUGUGCUGACAUCUUAAUUCUUAUAUUGAAUUGUUGAUGUCGUUUUAAUUUGCUUACCUAUAUUGUUAUGAUACUUGUUUUAAAUCGUUAGUGUUUGUAAUUUUAACUAGAUUAGCAAAUGUUUAUGCUGUGUUUCCUUAAUCUUUGACCUUUUCCAUUCUGUUCUGUUGACGGGUCUAUUUAUCUGAAGCAAGAAAUGCUGAUUUUGCAGGGUUCAUUGUUUUAGAUAGUUAUGCUUUGUACUACUAAAAUUGUCAAAAUUUCAGGUUAUUCUAUAAUAAUUCAGGCUAAUGGAGGCAUAUUUUCUUUCAGUUUUUCCCUUCAUGUUGUUUAUACCGAAAACUGAUCCUUAACUCUUUAAGUUAUUUUGCAGGAAAUUCCUAGGUUUCGCAGAUUGGAGAAAUUGUGUACUGCUUUAUUAAUCGCUUUUCUAUUACCAUAUCUAGGAGUUCAAUAAUUUUAAUUUGCUUUUGUAGGUCUGAAGUCAUCUCCAAUUGAGUCCCAGUUUAAGAAGUUGUAUGAAUGCAGCACGACCGUGGAAUGAAGAUUUGAUGUAUUUCAGUGACGAUCCUUCAAGUACUUGACAAAAAGUUCGGUAUGGGACAUCAUUUUGUUUCUACUGACUUAGCUUUCAUUUACGUUGUGGUGUUUCAAGUCUGAGGAUAGCCUUCUGCCAUAUGAAAUUUUUGGAGUUCUAUGUACUAGCAAUUCCUACUGAUAAAUUCGGCAACUUCUGUAUCCAAGCCAUUCCUCACGUGCUUCGUUGAGUCUGUGUUUAUGUGCUGCCAAUUUGGUAAACAUCUUCCCCAAAAAUGUAUUUUGGUUUCAAAUUGUUACAUGUAUUUCUUUCUUUUUUUUUCUUUUUUUCUUUUUUUGUUUGAGUACCUUAAUUGGAAUUUCUAUAGAAUGGCACCUGAUGCACGAGCAUAAUCAUGAAUUCUGAUCACGUUUUCACACAUCAUAGGAUUCAUGUAUCCUUCAUACAUUGAACAAUAUUUAUGCUAUGUCAAUCUUGGACACUUAAAAGUAAACUUCUGAUAUCAAAGUGCAUUGUGAUA